Messenger RNA from Lagopus leucura (white-tailed ptarmigan), 2791 nucleotides. RefSeq names its product dihydropyrimidinase like 2 (gene DPYSL2). The transcript has 14 exons. Gene Ontology annotation, molecular function: hydrolase activity, acting on carbon-nitrogen (but not peptide) bonds, in cyclic amides. NCBI's taxonomy places the organism in Eukaryota, Metazoa, Chordata, Aves, Galliformes, Phasianidae. Bases 47 to 2077 code for a protein of 676 amino acids. Gene Ontology annotation, cellular component: cytosol; cytoplasm. The record is from RefSeq and is a predicted model, not a curated record.
GUUACUGCUGUUGUUAUUUCCCCUUAGCAGGGAGAUCACACGAGCCAUGGCUGAGAAGAAGCAGUCUGGCCGGCAAGGCGAGGAGGAAGAAGUGCCAGCCUUCUUCAAAAACCUGGGCUCGGGCAGUCCGAAGCCCCGGCAGAAAUUCUGUGGCAUGUUCUGCCCGGUGGAAGGCUCCCUGGAGAACAAGACCAUCGACUUCGACUCCCUCUCGGUGGGCCGCGGAUCUAACAAAGUGGUGGCAAAGCAGAAGGAUGUCGCCCACUUGGGUCCGGAUGCUCAGUCUGUCUAUUCCAGACAGAGUGGGAAGGGAGGGGAACCAUCUGUUGAUUUCGGAAGAAAGGUGGAGAUCAGGAGUGCCACUGGGAAGGAGGCACUGCAGAACCUGAAUGACAAGAGCGACCGUCUUCUGAUCAAAGGUGGGAAGAUUGUCAAUGACGACCAGUCUUUCUAUGCAGACAUCUACAUGGAAGAUGGGCUCAUCAAGCAAAUAGGAGAGAAUCUCAUCGUGCCCGGAGGAGUGAAAACCAUCGAAGCCCACGGCAGGAUGGUGAUUCCUGGAGGGAUUGAUGUUCACACCCGCUUCCAGAUGCCAGAGCAGGGGAUGACUUCUGCUGAUGACUUCUUCCAGGGGACCAAGGCUGCACUGGCUGGGGGCACCACCAUGAUCAUUGAUCAUGUGGUUCCUGAGCCGGGGACCAGUUUGCUGACUGCAUUUGACCAGUGGCGAGAAUGGGCAGACAGCAAAUCCUGCUGUGAUUACUCCCUGCACGUGGACAUCACCGAGUGGCACAAAGGCGUCCAGGAGGAGAUGGAAGCUCUGGUUAAAGAUCACGGUGUGAAUUCCUUCCUGGUUUACAUGGCUUUCAAAGACCGCUUCCAGCUGUCUGACUCCCAGAUCUAUGAGGUCCUGAGCGUUAUCCGGGAUAUUGGUGCCACAGCUCAAGUGCAUGCUGAGAAUGGUGACAUCAUUGCUGAGGAGCAGCAAAGGAUCCUGGAGCUGGGAAUCACAGGCCCUGAAGGGCACGUGUUGAGCAGACCUGAAGAGGUGGAGGCAGAAGCUGUGAACCGGGCAAUCACCAUCGCCAACCAAACCAACUGCCCUCUCUAUAUCACCAAGGUGAUGAGCAAAAGCGCUGCUGAAGUCAUUGCUCAAGCCAGGAAAAAGGGCACUGUGGUGUACGGGGAGCCCAUCACAGCCAGCUUGGGUACUGAUGGAUCUCAUUAUUGGAGCAAGAAUUGGGCGAAGGCGGCCGCUUUUGUCACUUCCCCACCACUGAGUCCUGACCCAACCACUCCUGAUUUCCUCAACUCCCUGCUGUCCUGCGGAGACCUCCAAGUCACUGGCAGUGCCCACUGCACCUUCAACACUGCUCAGAAAGCUGUUGGGAAGGACAACUUCACCCUGAUCCCCGAGGGAACCAACGGGACGGAGGAGAGGAUGUCCAUCAUCUGGGACAAGGCUGUGGUGACUGGCAAGAUGGAUGAGAACCAGUUUGUGGCUGUGACCAGCACAAAUGCAGCUAAAAUCUUUAACCUGUACCCACGGAAGGGCCGCAUCGCCGUGGGCUCUGAUGCUGAUUUGGUUAUCUGGGAUCCGGACAGCGUCAAGACAAUCUCUGCCAAGACCCACAACAUAUCUCUGGAGUACAACAUCUUCGAAGGCAUGGAGUGCCGUGGGUCUCCCCUGGUGGUUAUCAGCCAGGGGAAGAUCGUGCUGGAGGAUGGGAAUCUCCACGUAACGGAGGGCUCUGGGCGGUACAUCCCCAGGAAGCCGUUCCCCGACUUUGUUUACAAGCGGAUCAAAGCGAGGAGCAGGCUGGCCGAGCUGCGGGGUGUGCCUCGAGGCCUCUAUGAUGGGCCGGUCUGCGAAGUGUCGGUGACGCCGAAGACGGUCACUCCUGCAUCUUCAGCUAAAACAUCUCCUGCCAAACAGCAAGCCCCACCCGUGAGGAACCUGCACCAGUCUGGCUUUAGCUUGUCUGGCGCACAGAUUGACGACAACAUCCCACGCCGCACCACCCAGCGCAUCGUGGCACCGCCGGGCGGACGUGCCAACAUCACCAGCUUGGGUUAAGGACCGACCCCUUCCGCCCGUCCAGCGGACCAGGGGAGGGGAUGGGGGCACCUGGAGACCCUUUUUGAUUCUUUUAGAGCCUGUGAUGGUUACUGCGGGCAAUGGGGGGGGCUGAAGUAACGCACCUCUUUCGGUCCCCUCAGAUUCCCUCCUCAUCUUCACCAACCCCUCUCACUUCCCUGUCAGCCCCUACACGUUUAAAGAGAAAACAACCAACCCUGUUUUGACACCUCUGACAUGCAAAAGUAAAUGUGAAGAGGAUGUUUGAGAUAUGUGGCCUAUGUCCCAUUCAGCAUCUUUCUUUUAAUAAAGGAAGGAUAAAGUGAAUUUCCCCGGAGCUGCCUUUAAGACACAGAUGAAAAGAAAAAAGAAUAAAUAAAUUUUAAAUGUAAAAAAAAUAGCUUUUUUUUUUUUUUUUUCCCCAAUGUCAAGCAGAAGAGUAGUUCAAGGGUUAUAAACUGGAUGUUCUUUAGGGUUCUGUGUUCCAGCAGCAUAGCUAGGAGAGCACGGAGGGCCACGAAUCCCAGUCUGGCACCAUUCCCCACCACCACCUCUGAGGCCACAGAAUAGCUGUUUGCUGCCAAGAAAGAGAACCAGGACCCAGCACUAGGAGCUGACAGAGCACAUGGCACCCCGCCAUCGGGUGAGCUAGAGCUGUUGGAGACUUUUGUUCUGUUGGGGUUGUUUUUUUUUUUCCUUUUUUUUUUUUUUUUU